AUGAAUACAAAACGUUUGGGCGGAGAGAUGCGUAUGAUUGGCUUUCGUUGUGCUUCUGAUAGGGGUAAAAGAGGUGGAACAUAUGUACGGAAUGACUUAACACCUGAAGAAGAGGCUAAGGACGACCAGCUUUGGGAGAAGCUCCAAUCUCACAACGAUUUCCUUGCCCGCCGUAUGGAAUCCCUCUGUUCUAGCGCCUAUCAAGAAAACCAAUCCAUCAUGUGUGACUACGGAAUCCCCAAUUGGAGUCAGGAGGAAUGGUCAGAAAUGAGGAAGGAGGAGGAUGUGGAGUAUAAGUUUGCCUCAAAUGUCUCAGUCACAUUCGACAAUUUUUACAACAAAGCUCAUCAAGAUGAGGGUGAUCUCAACGGCUGGACCUACGACACCCUUAUCUCAUUGACUUUGUACAUUCGAAUGGUAUUGUAG
This is a messenger RNA of Puccinia graminis f. sp. tritici CRL 75-36-700-3, 426 nucleotides long. RefSeq lists its product as uncharacterized. The record is from RefSeq and is a predicted model, not a curated record. Lineage: Eukaryota; Fungi; Basidiomycota; Pucciniomycetes; Pucciniales; Pucciniaceae. The transcript is spliced from 3 exons. The coding region runs from base 1 to 426 and encodes 141 amino acids.